AGGAAGGAAGCGAGGCAGGCAGGAAGCCACGGACGCGGGCACGCAUUAAGCGAGCGGCCUUGUCUCCCUCUCCGCCAUGGCUUCGUCUUGGUGGGCGCCCAAGGUUUUUCGUUUACUAGGGGGUUUUAAAAGCCAAAAACAGGUGACCAGAAGUUUUGGUAGUGCUAAUCGGACAGUAACUUUGAUCCCAGGAGACGGCAUUGGACCAGAAAUAUCUGCUGCUGUCGUGGAGAUUUUUCAAGCUGCUAAGGCUCCUGUUCAGUUCGAAGAGAGGAACGUGUCUGCAAUUCAAGGUCCAGGAGGAAAAUGGACAAUUCCACAUGAUGCCAAAGAAUCCAUGGACAAGAAUAAGAUAGGACUGAAAGGUCCUUUGAAAACUCCCAUAGCUGCCGGCCACCCGUCAAUGAACCUGCUGCUCCGUAAAACGUUUGACCUUUACGCCAAUAUCCGUCCUUGUGUGUCAAUCGAAGGCUACAAAACCCCUUAUACAGAUGUUGACAUUGUCACAAUACGAGAGAACACAGAGGGCGAAUACAGUGGAAUUGAGCAUGUGAUUGUUGAUGGCGUUGUACAGAGUAUCAAACUCAUCACAGAAGAUGCAAGCAAACGUAUUGCUGACUUUGCAUUUGAGUAUGCUAGAAACAAUCAAAGAAGCAAAGUUACAGCUGUGCAUAAAGCAAAUAUUAUGCGAAUGUCUGAUGGUUUGUUCCUGAAAAAAUGCCGGGAAGCAGCAGAAAACUGUAAAGAUAUUAAGUUUAAUGAAAUGUAUCUCGACACCGUGUGUCUGAAUAUGGUGCAGGAUCCGUCACGGUUUGAUGUCCUUGUUAUGCCAAACUUGUAUGGUGACAUCUUGAGUGAUUUGUGCGCAGGAUUGAUUGGGGGUCUUGGAGUAACGCCGAGUGGGAACAUUGGUGCUAAUGGAGUUGCAAUCUUUGAAUCGGUUCACGGAACAGCUCCAGACAUCGCCGGAAAAGACUUGGCAAAUCCAACGGCGCUUCUCUUGAGCGCGGUGAUGAUGCUGCGUCACAUGGGAAUGCAGGAAUACGCCACCAAAAUAGAAGCCGCAUGCUUUGCUACAAUCAAAGAUGGGAAGGUCUUGACCAAAGAUUUGGGAGGCAACUCAAAGUGCUCAGAGUUCACAGCAGAAAUCUGUGGCAGAGUGAGGGCAAUGGAAUAAAGGCUCUUCGUAUCUCAGUUGUUCCUGAUGGAUGCUGUUACUAAAGCGCAUUUGCUGCCUGCGAUUCAUAUCCAUUCUCUAGAGGAAAGCAAACUUUUAGGCAGGGGUCCUCUUUGUUAAUAAAUCCAGCCCAAAUGGAGAUAAUUAUUCUUGUGCCUGCUUUUGGUGGACUUUUUCCAAGUGCUUGUUCUAUUUAUUUAUUACAUUGCACACUUUUUGUAGAAAUAAAUUCAUUUUAGCAGGCUUUGCAUGAAAUGGUCCAUCAUAAACCCUACUUUCUGGAAACACUUGAUGUUCAGCCCCCCAGAUAAAUGGAAGGGGGAUUUUUAUCACAGCAGCUUUAAAGGAGGCUCUUUUAGCUGUCUGCUAUUCGUAAGCAAUGCAGAAGGUUUUUCUACCUUCAAAUAGCACAAUAUAUUUUUCUAAAGCAAAAGACCUUUAUUAAGCUGGCUAGAAAAUUUGCCAUAAAGAAGUAUUUCCCCUCUGUUCCUGGCACCUGAAACCUGUCCUUCAAAAGCAUGAAUAAAGACUUGAAACUAUGGAAAAAACUAAAUAGGAUCAACUAUUGUAUAUAAAUUGUAAAAUAUCCAACCUUUGGGGGCUGAAGGGAUACUGCUAAAAGUAAAAAUUGACCACACAUCCCAUAUUACCUGCUCCAGCGUUCAUCAGUGAAAAUUAGUUAAUUCAAAUUGAUUUUUGUCUGCUACAGAUUGUGACAGGAAUGUUGAUGCAGCUUUUCUGUCUAGAUAGACACCAAAUAUAUAAUUUUCAAUUACUACUGUAUCAGAAGGCCUUUUAUAUUGUGCUCAAGGUUAUAUUAUAUAUAAUAAUCUUCAGUUUGCUGAGUGAAUAAUGGAUUUCCAACCAUUCAAAUGGAAGAUGAAUGAGGGAUUACUUAGUUAAUACAGGCCAGAACUAGAUGUGAUGGGAGGCUCAUGGCUGCCGCUGAAAACAGCAGCCCCGCAACUCCUCCCCCAGUGACCUUGAGUAACACAAAAUGCACAAUGAGGCACCGUUAACCUGUUUUUUCCCUGCUCCUAGAACAACAGUGUGUUGCUUUAGUGGACAUCACUGGGUAAGAAAGGCGGACAAGAUGCAGAGAGGCUGUAUUUGGUGGCACCAGGGUCAGGCCCAGCUCCAGCCUUCACAAAAGGAAAGGUAGAGUAAUUGAGGCUUUGCCAGAAAGGUGUCGAAGGUCAUAAUUUGUUCCCCUCGCGUAUUCCGUUGUGGGCACAAGUGGCACAAACUCCUGGAAUGUCUUGGAAUUGUUCUGUGCCCGGAUCCCCUCCAUCGUGAGUGGUGCACACCCUGUCUUUAUCCAAGGUGCUGAUCUGGGAGGGGUGACAGUGCCUGCAGCUACUCAAUGCCUGCCUGCCUGGCUCAUUUACUUCACCCACGUUAAAUCCAAGCCAUGCAGGAUGGCUUCGCCUUGGCGCUACUAUUUUCUUUUCAUCGUCUGAACGACAAGAAGUAGUAACGAGACAAUGACGUUUGAGCAGCUAUUCUUUAUUUUGUGUUUGCUUCCGCGCUGAGAGGUAUUUUGUACUGUAAGGUAACUUUCAUCUGUCAGUAUGGGCUUCUUGGAGAACUUGGGAACAGUGCUCUUGCUUGAAUGGAAUGUGUUUAUUUUUACUGCUGCUUCUGUCUGCCUCUUGGAUUGUAUUAAAUAACUGGGGUUAUAAUUUGCGCACAAAGUGAGG
Elgaria multicarinata webbii is the source of this 2877-nucleotide messenger RNA. It is a transcript of the gene IDH3A, whose product is annotated as isocitrate dehydrogenase (NAD(+)) 3 catalytic subunit alpha. Gene Ontology annotation, biological process: tricarboxylic acid cycle; isocitrate metabolic process. The record is from RefSeq and is a predicted model, not a curated record. Gene Ontology annotation, molecular function: NAD binding; isocitrate dehydrogenase (NAD+) activity; magnesium ion binding. The transcript has 11 exons. The coding region runs from base 77 to 1177 and encodes 366 amino acids. Gene Ontology annotation, cellular component: mitochondrion. Lineage: Eukaryota; Metazoa; Chordata; Lepidosauria; Squamata; Anguidae.